UAUAAUGAAUGACCUUUCAUGUGAUGUAUGAAGACCUAUGCAGGAGAAAUACUGGGGAGUGUCUGUCUGGGGUCACACAGAGCAAAGAGGGGGAGCAGGGAAGCUGCUGCUGUGUGUGAUCCGUGAUCUGUCACGUGUCUUUUCUUCCUCGACGCUGGCUGUAAAGUUUUGUGUCACUCGCUGAGGCUCAUGGGGUUUUGGCGCCAGUCAUUUAAUAAAUAAUCGCGAGAUUUGUUAUGCUAUAUGCCGGGCAGACAUGGCAAGUUGUGCAGUGGUUACCAACUGAAUUGAUACUCCGUAACUGCGGCGUCCUGAGGUUAAUACACUGUCUGAGAUGUCGCAAGCAGCAGAGCAGGAAGAGCUGAGCCGCCGGAGCGGGGACACCUCCCGGAGAGAGCUGCCCGAGCUCCUCUCCAUGUUCCAGCAUUCAGACAGUUGGAGCGAGAAAAUUAGAUUAUUUAAUAUUGUAACAGAAAUGUUUCUGCCUCAUAUCAGCUUUUUGGAUCUAGAACACACUGUAUUUUCCCAGGUGCUACCAAAGACUGUAAAACAGUUCUGCAAUGCAGUGAAUGAAAUCUCUAGUCAAGCAACGGAAUUAUCCAAUCAAAAUACCGAACUGAAGAGCGCAUUGCGGAAUAUUCUGCAGUGUUGUCUUUUUAUGGGACAGGAUAUGAUUCAGUGGCUGGAAGCUCUUACAGCAAGUGUGCGUUAUGUAUGUUCUGUAGCGGAACCACUACAUUUUGAAAAUAUCCAAUCGCUUCCUGAAUCCGUACUGCAUAUUCUUAAAGCCACGUUCACCCACUGCAAGGACAGUGAUUCUGUAUAUAGUGGUAGGCUCCAUCUGGUUUCGGAUCUACUUCAAGCCCUUUUCAAGAAAGCUGUGUGCCUUCAGAAGCAAUUGAUGGAACUGCUAGAUAAAACCUCUAUAAGCUCCUCCACUUCGGAGAAGGAAGUUGCAGUCACAGUGUCUGUGUUGCAUAUAUUUUUAGACAUUUGCUCAAUUGUGUCUAAAAUGGAUCAUGCGCUGCAUGCAAACACAUGGAAAUUUAUUAUCAAGCAGUGCGUGAAACAUCAGUCAUUGAUAGAAGGUCACCUGCAUCACCAUGAUAUUGUCAGUGGUUUGUGUGAUGACAUUCUGCUAUCCUUCCAGUCGUGCUUGCAAUUGGCAGAACACAUGAAGUUGACACAAACACAGGAAACUGCAGACCAACGGUUAUUCCAGAAAACCUUAAAAUUGUGCCGGUUCUUUUCUAAUUCACUUCUGCAUUACACCAAGGAGUUUAUGCCCUUUUUGUCUGAAUCCUGUAUUCGUUUUCAUCACUUGUAUCUGCAGAUAUAUAGCCUUUUCCCGCCAAGUCUAUCUGCAGUUUUUAUCUGUGACGGACAUAAAAAUGAAAUAGCCAGUGUGUUUCUGGUGGUUCUAGAAGCUCUAAUUCUUCAUCUUUUGUCCUUUGCGCCAUUUAUGAAAGUGGUUUUGAGUGAAUUUCAAGAGCUUCCACGUGAACACUUAUUCCCACAUUGUAUACUUCUCCUAAACAUACUGGACAAGCUUCCAACUCUGACUGAAGAUGAGCAGAUUUUGUGGUGCUCAGGAUGCAAAUCUUCAGAUAAAAAUCCAAGAUUGUCUAUAUUUACAGCUAUAUUUCAGAGCUUUGCCGUAUGCUCUCCCGAGUUCUCUCUUCCUGUGGUUAUGCAUGAAGCCUCUGUGAAGGGACAAAUUUCUCCGGAUAUUACAAUUUAUCAAUAUAUAUAUACUCACCUUUGUGCCUAUGUUGUAUUACUACCGCCAGCAUGUUUUUCUGAAUUGGAGAGCUCUCUGCUGAAUGCUGUUCUAAGUAACAGAAUGGUGGAGUCUCUUCUGGCAAUUGAUGCAUGGUGCUUUUUGGCACGAUACGGAACUGCAGAACUGUGUGCGCACCAUGUUAAGGUUAUAGUUCACAUGGUGAAGUCAUGUCCUAGUGACACCUGCCAGCUUGCUCACCUUACUGUACUACUUAGACGUCUGCUCUUUUUACUGGAUUCUGGUCACCAGGCAGAGGUUAUUAAAAUGUUUCCACCAGAUCAAGCAGAAAAUCUCUCAUUCUGGCCCCAUGUUUCCCUUGCAUCACUGCCUAGUGCUAUGGGCACACAGGUGAAGAAGGCACUUUUCACAACAGCGUUGACCGAAUGCAGUAUCUGUCUGACUGGCAUGUGGACAUUUGAAGGCAUAAAGCAGUUGAAUGUGUCCCUUUCUGCACUGUUGACGGCAUGUAAUUUUUGUGAGAAGUUGCUUGAUAUACAACACCAGUCUGAUGUGGCAGCAAUUAUUGUCCAGCUGUGCCCUCUUCUUUGUACAAAGCAGGUCUCAGAACUGCCUGCCCUGCAAGAAACUCUGUGUCUUGUUUUGGCUCUCUUUGCUUUUAUUGUGAAGACAGUAGAGCCUGCCAUAUUAGUCCAGGUUGUAUCCUUGAUUUCAUCCGUGUGUCAAGGGAAUUCCCCAUCUCAUGUGAAGUUGGCAGCCUUGGACUUCUUGUCGCUACUUGGAAAGAUUAUUAUCCCUAAUGAAGCUCAGACUGCAGUUUUACCAAAGAUAUCAGACUUGUUCUCCAGGCUCCUUGCAGAUGAAACAUGGAUAAUUAAUCAGCAUGCAUUAGAAGCUUUCACUCGGUUUGCUGAGGAAACAAGACAUGAAGAAAUUGUCCCACAAAGUUUGAGUACCGAAGAUACCAAGAACCAUGUUAUAACUUUUUUAAACAAGGUCAUUCCUGUUACAGAGAUUGAUAAUAGAAGACAGGAUCGACUUAAGGAGGAACAGAGGUUUUCAGAGACCUUUUUUGCAAAAAUCUCACAGAGGCAUAAAGAAGAAACAUUUUCUAUAGAGCCUUCUACAAAGCGAGCUCGAAAAGACACAUUUGGUGAUGAGGAAUAUGAACUACAUAUCGAGACAGCAGAGAAAUCUUUAAUUUCAGUGCAGUCCCUAUUACAGAAAGGCAUCAUACCAGAAUGGCUGCCAGAAAAACUCUACAGCAUUCAAACCCUAUUAACCAAACUACAAAAGAGUUGCCAGCAAGAUGCAGUUUACAAAAAUGCAUAGGUUGAUUCUACAAUUAGAUGAUUCCUUAUUUUGUAAAAAAGUUGACUGUUACAUAUUGAUUGGUGAAGAUCAAUGUAGAUGAACCUAAACAACAUAUAUGUGAAAGUGAUUUCAAUUGGAGUUGCAUUGACUAUUAAUAACUACACAAAGUUUAUUAAAAUAUAGCUAUGUUAGUAACACUGUAAAUGAAUAAAGACAUGGUCAUUGUUAUUUCUAAUUUUAAAAUAAACCUCUAAAUUAAAA
Messenger RNA from Pseudophryne corroboree (corroboree frog), 3316 nucleotides. It is a transcript of the gene FIRRM, whose product is annotated as FIGNL1 interacting regulator of recombination and mitosis. NCBI's taxonomy places the organism in Eukaryota, Metazoa, Chordata, Amphibia, Anura, Myobatrachidae. The record is from RefSeq and is a predicted model, not a curated record. Bases 335 to 3073 code for a protein of 912 amino acids. The transcript has 25 exons.